This is a messenger RNA of Oryzias melastigma (Indian medaka), 490 nucleotides long. Its product is annotated as rab11 family-interacting protein 2-like. Gene Ontology annotation, cellular component: intracellular membrane-bounded organelle. Lineage: Eukaryota; Metazoa; Chordata; Actinopteri; Beloniformes; Adrianichthyidae. Gene Ontology annotation, molecular function: small GTPase binding. Gene Ontology annotation, biological process: regulated exocytosis. The record is from RefSeq and is a predicted model, not a curated record.
UUUUGUGUGAAGCCACGCCCAGUCAGCUGGCCGCUGAAGUUGAUCGAGUAAAGUUUCUGUGUUGUUCCUCGGAGCCGACGCUGCGCUCCAGCGGUCUGCUCGGGGUUCGAACUCGCUGACAGCUGAGCAUGUCGCUGGCGGACCAGCAGUGGUGUCCCACCAGCGUGCAGGUGACCGCGCUCCAAGCCCGGGGCCUCCGGGUGAAGGGCAAGAGCGGCACCAACGAUGCGUACGCGCUGCUCCAAGUGGGCAAGGAGAAGUUCCAGACGUCCGUGGUGGAGAAGAGCGUCACUCCGGUGUGGAAGGAGGAGGCCACCUUCGACCUGCCGCCGCUGCAAGUGCGAGGAGGAGGAGGAGGAGGAGGAUCUGAGCGCAGCACGCUGCAGGUCCAGGUUCUACACCGGGCUCUGGUGGGCCCGGACAAGCUGCUGGGUCAGGCUGUCAUCAACCUGCCGCAGCUGAGCGAAGACACCACCCGCAGCAAGACUGA